UACCCGCGGCAGAGGUGGCCAGGCCGCCCCAGGGGGCGAGCGCGAAGGCGGGGGCUCCGGCCCGCUGCCCAUGCUGCGGUGAGCACUACGCGCUACGCGCACUUGUAGCCGCGCCGCGCCGAGCCAGCCCCAGCCCCAGCCCUAGCGAGCCGACUCUCCCCGCCCAGCCAGCCCGGCCCCUACCUGCGGCCGCCGUCGGGGGAGGGGGGUCCCCCCAGCUCUGCGGAGCCGCAUGAACAAUAGGCGGCGGCGGCUCCUGCGGGCGGCAGCAGCCCCGCACCCUAUGGAUCGGCCGCUCCAUGGAGCCCUCCAGAGCGCUUCUCGGCUGCCUGGCGAGCGCCGCCGCUGCAGCCCCGCCGGGGGAGGAUGGAGCGGGGGCCGGGGCCGAGGAGGAGGAGGAAGAGGAGGAGGAGGCGGCGGCGGCGGCGGUCCCCAGGGAGCUGGGAUCCGACGCGCCGCUGCCCUACUGGACGGCCGUGUUCGAGUACGAGGCGGUGGGCGAGGACGAGCUGACCCUGCGGCUGGGCGACGUGGUGGAGGUGCUGUCCAAGGACUCGCAGGUGUCCGGCGACGAGGGCUGGUGGACCGGGCAGCUGAACCAGCGGGUGGGCAUCUUCCCCAGCAACUACGUGACCCCGCGCAGCGCCUUCUCCAGCCGCUGCCAGCCCGGCAGCGAAGACCCCAGUUGCUACCCGCCCAUUCAGUUGUUAGAGAUUGAUUUUGCGGAGCUAACCCUGGAAGAGAUUAUUGGCAUCGGGGGCUUUGGGAAGGUCUACCGUGCUUUCUGGAUAGGGGAUGAGGUCGCCGUGAAAGCAGCUCGCCACGACCCGGACGAGGACAUCAGCCAGACCAUAGAGAAUGUUCGCCAGGAGGCCAAGCUCUUCGCCAUGCUGAAGCAUCCCAACAUCAUUGCCCUUAGGGGGGUGUGUCUGAAGGAACCCAACCUCUGCCUGGUCAUGGAGUUUGCUCGCGGAGGGCCUUUGAAUAGAGUGUUAUCUGGGAAAAGGAUUCCCCCAGACAUCCUGGUGAACUGGGCCGUGCAGAUUGCCAGAGGGAUGAACUACUUACAUGAUGAGGCAAUUGUCCCCAUCAUCCACCGCGACCUUAAAUCCAGCAACAUACUGAUCCUCCAGAAGGUGGAGAACGGAGACUUGAGCAAAAAGGUUCUGAAGAUCACCGAUUUUGGCCUGGCUCGGGAAUGGCACCGAACCACCAAGAUGAGCGCAGCAGGGACGUAUGCCUGGAUGGCACCUGAAGUCAUUCGUGCCUCCAUGUUUUCCAAAGGCAGCGACGUGUGGAGCUAUGGGGUGCUGCUUUGGGAGCUCCUGACCGGUGAGGUGCCCUUCCGAGGAAUCGAUGGCUUAGCUGUCGCUUAUGGAGUGGCCAUGAACAAGCUUGCCCUUCCCAUUCCUUCUACAUGCCCGGAACCUUUUGCCAAACUCAUGGAAGAUUGCUGGAAUCCUGACCCCCAUUCACGACCAUCUUUCACGAAUAUCCUGGACCAGCUAACUACCAUAGAGGAGUCUGGUUUCUUUGAAAUGCCCAAGGACUCCUUCCACUGCCUGCAGGAUGACUGGAAACAUGAGAUUCAGGAGAUGUUUGACCAACUCAGGGCCAAAGAAAAGGAGCUGCACACCUGGGAGGAGGAGCUGACGCGGGCCGCACUCCAGCAGAAGAACCAGGAGGAGCUCCUGCGGCGCCGGGAGCAGGAGCUGGCCGAGCGGGAGAUCGACAUCCUGGAGCGGGAGCUCAACGUCAUCAUCCACCAGCUGUGCCAGGAGAAGCCCCGGGUCAAGAAACGCAAGGGCAAGUUCAGGAAGAACCGACUGAAGCUCAAGGACGGAAACCGCAUCAGCCUCCCUUCCGAUUUCCAGCACAAGUUCACGGUACAGGCCUCGCCCACCAUGGAUAAAAGGAAGAGUCUCAUCAACAGCCGCUCUAGUCCUCCUGCAAGCCCCACCAUCAUUCCUCGCCUGCGAGCCAUCCAGUGUGAGGCUGUUUCCCAAAUUAGCUGGGGCCAGAACACACGGGGGCACCUGUCCCCUGCUCUGUCCAGCCACCGACUGGUCCAGGCUGGCUCCGUCCAUAUCUGCCACCUCUCCUCCACAAUAUGUAUAUACAUGCACAUGUUGACACCAGGCGAAAGCAGCAAAACCUGGGGCCGGAGCUGUGUCGUCCCCAAGGAGGAGGGGGAAGAGGAGGAGAAGAGGGCCCCCAAGAAGAAGGGACGGACGUGGGGGCCAGGUACACUUGGUCAGAAGGAGUUUGCCUCAGGAGACGAAGGUCUCAAGUCCCUGGUAGAUGGAUACAAACAGUGGUCGUCCAGUGCCCCCAACCUGGGGAAGGGGCCGAGGAAUAGUCCAGCCCUGCCAGGGUUCACCAGCCUUAUGGAGAUGGAGGACGAGGACAGCGAAGGUCCACGGAGUGGGGAGAGUCGUCCACAGCCGUCGCCCAACCAGUCCUACCUCUGCAUCCCAUUCCCUCGUGGAGAGGAUGGGGACGGCCCCCCCAGCGACGGCGUCCACGAGGAGCCCACCCCAGUCAACUCGGCCACCAGUACCCCUCAGCUGACGCCAACCAACAGCCUCAAGCGGGGCGGCCCCCACCACCGCCGCUGCGAGGUGGCUCUGCUCGGCUGUGGGGCCGUCCUGGCGGCCACGGGCCUCGGGUGUGACCUGCUGGAAGCUGGCAAGUGCCAGCUGCUCCCCCCGGAGGAACCCGAGCCGCCAGCCCGGGAGGAGAAGAAGAGGCGCGAGGGCCUUUUCCAGAGAGCCAGCCGUCCCCGUCGGAGCACCAGCCCCCCAUCCCGGAAGCUCUUCAAGAAGGAGGAGCCCGUGCUGUUGCUAGGAGACCCCUCUGCCUCCCUCACGCUGCUCUCUCUCUCCUCCAUCUCUGAGUGCAACUCCACCCGCUCCCUGCUGCGUUCUGACAGUGAUGAGAUCGUGGUGUACGAGAUGCCCGUCAGCCCCGGGGAGGCCCCGCCCCUGAGCCCCUGCACCCGCAAUCCCCUGGUCAAUGUCCGAGUGGAGCGCUUCAAGCGAGACCCGAGGCAGUCCCUGACCCCCACCCAUGUCACCCUCACGGCCCCCCGCGCUGAGCCCAGCGCCCACCGGCGGACUCCUUCCGAUGGGGCCCUCAAGCCGGCGGCCCCUCGAGCCAGCAGGAGCCCCUCCAGCAACGGGCUGAGCCCCAGCCCUGGAGCAGGAAUGUUGAAAACCCCCAGCCCCAGCCGAGACCCAGGUGAAUUCCCCCGUCUCCCUGACCCCAAUGUGGUCUUUCCCCCGACCCCAAGGCGCUGGAACACACAGCAGGACUCUGCCUUGGAGAGACCCAAGACCCUGGAGUUUCUGCCUCGGCCGCGUCCUUCUGCCAACCGGCAGCGACUGGACCCUUGGUGGUUCGUGUCUCCCAGCCACGCCCGUAGCGCCUCCCCAGCCAACAGUUCCAGCACAGAGACGCCCAGCAACCUGGACUCCUGCUUGGCAAGCAGCAGCAGUACCGUGGAGGAGCGGCCUGGGCUGCCAGCCCUGCUCCCCUUCCAGGCGGGGCCGCUGCCACCCACCGAGCGGACGCUUCUGGACCUGGACGCAGAGGGCCAGAGUCAGGACGGCACCGUGCCGCUGUGCAGGGCCGCACUGAACACACACAGGCCUGCCCCUUACGAGAUCCAGCAAGAGUUCUGGUCUUAGCACGA
Molecule: messenger RNA, 3694 nt
Organism: Eubalaena glacialis (North Atlantic right whale)
Lineage: Eukaryota; Metazoa; Chordata; Mammalia; Artiodactyla; Balaenidae
Gene: MAP3K9
Product: mitogen-activated protein kinase kinase kinase 9
Biological process (GO): protein phosphorylation
Molecular function (GO): ATP binding; JUN kinase kinase kinase activity; protein binding
Source: RefSeq, a predicted model, not a curated record